Molecule: messenger RNA, 3805 nt
Organism: Lineus longissimus
Lineage: Eukaryota; Metazoa; Nemertea; Pilidiophora; Heteronemertea; Lineidae
Product: neuropeptide receptor 15-like
Exons: 2
Coding region: 675-1847 (390 amino acids)
Biological process (GO): G protein-coupled receptor signaling pathway
Cellular component (GO): plasma membrane
Molecular function (GO): G protein-coupled receptor activity
Source: RefSeq, a predicted model, not a curated record
AUCACGAAGAUAUACGAAAUCCAAAUAGCUCAAAUAAAACAGGCGAGAGGAAUCAAGUCCAGUGACCCAAGAGGAGCGCCAAUCAGAACGGAAGUUUCCGAUCAAGCAACCCACCGGAGUAGUGGGCUCAGCGCGGGGCCCAGUCAUCCAGUACUGGAAACGACCUAGCUCCGAUAAAACGUGGAUGCUCUCGUCGCUCCCCGUAGUAUGCUACGGAACAUCGAGCGAUCCAUCCAUUGAUGAACGCCGCGGACACUAUUAACCAUGUUAACGAUCUAAAUAUCGAGUAGUGAGUGGGAAGGAUAACUUUUGGAGUAACGGUAUUUCUACAGAAAGCCUUUUGGAGCGAUUGGAAACUUUUGGAGUUGUCACCAACUGUUGGAUUCUUUGGCAAUUACUCUUCAACUCUUGGACGGUCAGGUGAUGAUUUAAAUUUGUGGUUUUCUCUUUGGAUUUGCCUAUUUGAACAGAUCGAAGUUUUUACUUGUGUCUGUUGUUAUAUUUUCAAGUACAUUUGUAACAAUUGAUGAUGUAGUGUUUUUCGACACCGAGAGACUCUUCUGACGGACUUCAUUAACUCCAAGGAAAAUAUAUCGACUCUCAAUAUUUCAUAAAGAAGUUUAGGAAACAUUUUAGAACUUUUCAAGGACUGCUGAAACAGUUUAUAAGUAAAGAUGGGGGAAAGGAUAAACAGCUCGGACAUUAUCAAAUAUGCAGUUGAUGCCACAAUCAAUGUGGCUACAAAUGGCAACAUGAGCGGGAAUGGAUCACGGGGACCGGCGGGGCAACCCCCCGGCAUGUUUCCCCCGUCUCGGGGCGCAGUCUACGGGAUAACUUUUUUCUUCUCCUUGAUUCUCGUCGUGGGAAUUAUCGGAAACUUAUUGGUAAUCUAUGCGAUCCUCAGCGACAGAAAAAUGCGGAGCUCCGUGACUAAUUUGUUUAUCAUCAAUUUGGCUAUUGCUGACUUUCUUAUCAUGAUUUUUGGAGUAACGGACGUGGUACUUUUCGCCAUUGAUCGUGGUUGGCUGCUUGGCGAGCCCCUCUGCAAGUUUCAGCGCUUCAUAAUGACAUGUGGCCUCUACGUUUCCGUUAUGACACUGUUGUCCCUUUGUGUAGAGAGAUAUAUUGCCAUCGUCUACCCGAUCAAAGCGCACAUCUUCUGCAGUCGGAAGCGGAUCCUCGGUGUGAUAGCCUGCGUCUGGCCGCUGGCGGUCGUAAUGGGCCUGCCCACGGUCCUCUACAACAUCGUGAAGCGACCCCCAAAAAGCGCCCAAGAGUUCUGUCUCCUCGUCUUCUCCGGAGACAGAGCGACAUCGCUCCUCAAGAAGACAGUUUUUAAAUUCAUCGAGAGUGGUUUGUUUUACAUUAUCCCUCUGGUGAUACAAAUCUGCCUGUACACAGUUAUCGGCAUCCGGUUGUUUGCCGGCACGUCGCUUCAUCGGCGGCAAACGAUCAAGUCGGAAAACGGCGUCGAAAAAGAAAAGUCUUCGGACGCUAUUCGAGCUCGAAAAGGCGUCGUCAAGAUGUUGGUCGCUUGCAUCAUUAUUUAUUUUCUGUGCUACUUGCCUCCCCAGGUGUUGCUGUUCUACGUCACGUUUUCCUCAACACCCUUCCACAUGACUUGGAACUUCCAAGUUUUCGGCUACGCACUCGCUUAUAUCAACUCUGCCGCCAAUCCCAUCAUGUAUAGUAUAUUCAGUCAGAACUUCAGAAGGAAGUUCAAGAAAGCUUUAGUUUGUCGCACAGGAAAGGACUACAAGCGCUCGACCACGUUGGACUCUUUUGGUGGUUCCCGAGCAACGACAAGAUUCACGAGUCUUAAACAGACGGCGGUGUCAGAAAUGUGAGAAAUUUGGCAACGAUUUUGUAACGACGUAUGUGUUCUUUUACCAACGUAAAAAUGAACAGAAGCUAUAAUUAUAUCCAUGAUAAAUUUUCAAAAUAAACAAGAAUUCAGAGGCUUAGACAAUUCAGAGUCCUCUUGGUCGUUGGCUAGGGCCUACAUUUUGAAAUCUAAGUGCUGAAUUUGACGUUUUUGGCCGUUUCCUGAAAUACUGCGGAAUCACCGCCGUCUUUUGCGAUGGGCGGCAAGGUACAUUCCUUGUCUCUGGCCGGAUGGCACGGAAAGUACUAUUUGAAUGCCAUUACAUUUCUUAAACAUGGAUGCCGUGGCUGGGUUGACCCUUGGGGCUCAACGACAUCCGAUGGGAUGAUGCUUGUGUUGUCAUGGUGCAGGCCAAAAUGCUGAUGAACACAUUCAUAUCACAAAAAUAAAUUGACGUGGUUUAGAUUUCUACGAAUUGUAUUCUCUGUUGAAGGAAAAUAUUUUUAAUUAGAUACGUGAAUAGACGAAGUUUGACUUUUAAAGUUAACAUGCAGGCUAUUGCGGGGACCGAAGUGUGCCUCGAGAAGGUUGGACCAUUUGGCGCCAGAUGGCACCAGCAUCCAGUUCUCAUCAAGUGCGCUGAGUCUGACGUGACGGACGGACGAACCCGACUGGACAGUUGGAUAUGCAAGUUGACCAACGUGUAGAUCAAUAUAUUGGUCAGACUGAAAGGAAGUUCAUGGACAGAUUGGUUAGUGCAAGGAAAUGUAUCCUUGGUUUGAGCGAUGUGUAUUAAAUUCCGCCUGUUUUAGUUUUCAAAAUGCCGUAUAUCAUAUCAGAAUUUAUGUGUGACCACCGGACCUACUUGGUGAGUCUCAUGUUCAUGUAUCCAUCGAUAAGCAAUCACAAAAAGAUCAAAUCGCUUCAAAACGACGUCAAUUUGCAUCGGGAAUGUUCGAAGUGGUGCCCAUCGAUGCCCGAGAAACAUGGCGCGAGUUAUCUCAUUCGUUAGCGGAUCCCGUUUGAAUAUCGGUGUUUGUCCAGAUAUUACUUGUGGAAAUAUGUAUCAUACAAUGAGGUUAUUUAUUCAAAGCAAUAAUAAUUUAUUAAUGUUGAACCAGUAUAAAUAUGUACAGAAUAUAUCUAAGAGCAAUCAUUGUCGACAAUGACGUCAUUAAUAGGCAGGUUUCGCAAUCCCUACGAACGACGAAGUACCAAGGUCUGUCGUUUCAUCAAGUCACCGGCUAAUUUAUUCACGCGAGACUCAUAAAUAAUUUUCUAUCCCUGAAAGACUCUGGUUGUUCGAGAUAUCGGGAAUUUUCCAAAGACGUCAUCAUGAAGUACGAUUAAAUAUAAUUUCGUCGUUCGUAGCUCUUCGUAAGGGUUUCGAAACCUGCCUAAUAUUGCUCAGUGUAUAGCUAAACAUUACAUAGAGGGCAGAUAUCUAGUUUGUUUUUCAUCAAAAUAUAACCGAAUACGUUAUUUCUUCCCACCGCUGAUAGCAUCCCGACCACCCCAUUCCAAGUCAAAGAAUUUCCACAGCUAUUAGCUGAGGGUCAUCGGCUUUAUACCGAUGAAGAGCCCCUAGGCUGAUCGGACACUCUUCCUAAAAUGAUGAUGCAGUGAUGCGGGGUUGGCCUGUUUUUUCUGAGUGUCGCCUUCUAAUGUCAGGUGGCCAGUGCGGGGUCAGAUGCUGAGAGACAAACGACCCUGCAAACGACACUAGAUAAAAAAGUUCAUUCACGAAUUAGAGUACUCGAGAGGCGAAAGCAUUUAGCACGUUUCGAAACCUCUGUAUGCUUGGCUGCAAAACUACAAAGGCAGUCUCCACACGUCUUUUCAUGAUGCAUGGUGUAUCAUAACAGGCAUUUUUAAUCGAAUGCAUGAUGAAAAGUUUUGACAAGAAUGUAAUUGUUAUGUAAUAAAGUGUUUAAUUAUGUAUCAGUUGUUAUCUGCAUGAUUGUACCAGCGAGUAAAAUA